Messenger RNA from Didymodactylos carnosus, 2922 nucleotides. The record is from the annotation of a GenBank genome assembly. Lineage: Eukaryota; Metazoa; Rotifera; Eurotatoria; Philodinida; Philodinidae.
AUGCAAAAUUCACGGUAUUUCGUUUAUGAGAUAUUAAUAAAUAAAGUUGGACAAAGCAAAAUUAAAUAUAAAAUAGGUGAAGAUCAAAUACCAAGAUUCAUUUAUACAAAACAAAUUUCCCGUCCAGAUUCAACUUGUAUUGUUCAAAGAGAAGGAACCGGUGUACUGCAAAAUGUUCGAAUUAAUUCUAAUUCAUUUCAAAUAAAUAUAAAAAAUUCGUUUUAUGAAUCAAAAGGUUCUCAGAUAAAAGAUUUUGUUCACUUUAAUAUUAAUGUAAACGAUACAAAUACAAAUACAUUAGUUUAUUCACUUAAAAUGAAUGUGUUAAAUGGUCAAAAUUUAUUGACUAUCGAUCAGAUUCAAACAUCUUUAUUUCCUAAUAUGGUUGUUUACGCAAUAAUAACACCUCGUAUGAAAAAUUCAAAGAAUAUUGUUGCACAAGCAAUGAUAACUCAAAACGGUAUUAUUAAAUAUAUGACAUUAUUCCAGUUAAACAGAGGCAUAGUUUCAGUACAUCCGACAUCAAGUAUCGAUACAAAUUCCAUAAUCUAUUUUGGUUUUGAAUUAGAACAAAAUAUAGUUUACAGCGUUCAACCAAAACUGUAUACAUUCGGCUCUCGCUAUUACGUACUCGAUCAUAAAAGAUCAUUUCACUCACCGAAUAAUGUACAAAUAAAUAUUUUAGAAAAUACUGGACGAACAGUUCACGUGAAUGUCAGAGGUUUAUGUUUACUAUACAGCGAAGUCAAAGGAUUACUUAGAUUCAAAAAUGAGACUAUAAAAGCCCGAUACCAAUGCGAUGGUAGAACAAAUCAAGAACAAUUAGUGCGUGGUGAAUGUGUAAUGGUGUUUGAAAAUUUAAUACCUGAGCAAUUAUAUACAUUAACAAUUCGUAGUACAUGUGAAAUAUAUCAGACAAAACAAUUUCUCUAUGCUCCACCAAUAAAUUUUACAUUUGUGACAGAUAGCUCCUAUCCUGAUAUUCCAGAUAGUUUAGAAUUGAAGGGGAAAAGAAUUCAAUGGAAUAAUCAGUCGUAUUUAGGAUAUAAUCAUAGUUUCGACUUAUUUAGUUGCCAUAUUCCAACAAGUCAAGAUAUCGCUAAACUUCCAUCGAUUCAACGUUGCGCAAUAAAUUUAAAUCGAAUGAUUGGACGUGGAGCAUUUGGAGAAGUGUAUGCUGGCUUAUGGAAUCAACCGACUAUAGUGGUGUCAGAUGCAGAACAAAUAACUCUAAAUGCUGAAGUAGCUAUUAAGACAUUAUUAAAAACAGCCAAUGAAACUCAACGCUUAGAUUUUCUAAAAGAAGCGAUGAUAAUGAAUCAAUUUUCUCACAAUCAUAUUAUUAAAUUAUUAGGCGUUUGUCUUGAUGUUGAACCGAAAUUUCUUAUUUUACAGUAUAUGAAUGAAGGUGAUUUACAAAACUACCUUAGACGUUCUAGACCCAAUGUGACGAAACUUCAUCAAUUAUCGUACGAUGACUGUAUUGAUAUUGCUUUGCAAAUAGCUGAUGGCUGCUGUUAUUUAGAGAAUUUACAUUAUGUUCAUAGAGACUUGACUGCUCGCAAUUGUCUUGUUGAAUAUCGAAAUGGUCAACGUACAAUUAAGAUUGGAGAUUUUGGUUUAGCUCGCGAUAUUUAUCGUAAAAACUAUUACCGUAAAACUGGUGAAGCUCUGUUACCUGUUCGACGGAUGUCACCAGAAUCAUUACUAGAUGCUAUGUUUACCAUUCAUUCGGAUGUAUGGUCAUUUGGUAUUGUAUUGUGGGAAAUAAUAACAUUGGGUCAGGCUCCGUAUCAAGGAAUGAAUAAUCAACAAGUAGUUACCUAUGUUAGCAAUGGUUCGCUGCUUGAAAAGCCAAAAUUUUGUACAAGUACAUUGUAUGAUGUUAUGCGUCGAUGCUGGCGACGCAUUCCAAAAGAACGGUUAACAUUUAAAAUGCUAUAUCAGUUGUUGACGCAUAUGCUUGAUCCAGAAGCAGAAAAGCCAUCGAAAUGGUUAACAGAGGAUUUACAAUUAUUAUCAAAUGAAACAUGUUCAGUUAUGACAACUUAUAACUAUAAUUCAAAUACCAAUUUGCUUGCAGAUACGCUAUGUACCGAUAUAAAAAUUGCUAGUAUGGUAGUACCAAGUCGUAGUCGUUCAUCAUCUCGUUCGCCUCGAAAAUAUGCUGUCAAAAUGCGUGGUUUGCCAUUUCGUGUGGCUGAAAAUGAUAUCAAAAAAUUUUUUUCUUCAUUUUGUGAACCGUGGUCAGUUGAAAUAUUUCGUGAUCGUGAAACAAAUCGUCCCAAUGGUGAUGCAUUAGCUUAUUUUGAUACCGAGAAUGAUGCGCAAGAAGCAUUAAAAUUUGAUCAGAAAUAUAUAUAUUGUCGCCAAGACAAAAUCGAAAUGGAUCUCGAUCACACAGUCGAACAAGAACUCGAUCAAGAUCAGACAGAAGUAAAAUCGUGUAUUCACCUUGGCGAUUUCGGUACAUCAUUUGCACCUGCUGAUCCAAUUGAGUUAAUAAAUACAAUCUCGGUAUCAUCACAAAUCGGUUGUGCACAAACAUGUAAUGUGAAUUCCUUGUGUCGGACGUUCGAUUAUGAUACAUUAUCUAAACGAUGUCGACUAUUUGAAGGUGAAAUAACAACUGAUCAAGUGAAUAGAUCAACAGCUAUCUCACCAAUAUUAAGAGUUAGUAGUAUUGCAUAUACACAACAACUUUAUUUAGUCUAUAACCAAACAUGCAAUCAAUGUCAAAUAAAUCGAUAUUUAUUAUAUAUUCAUAAUACUUGUCAAUGUCCCCCACAUACAUAUUGGAAUGGAUCGAUGUGUUUAAAUCAAGGAUACAACGGUUCAUCAUGUCAAAACGAUGAAUGGUGUAGAAAUGAUAAAAAUAUAACAUGUUCUUCAUCUCAUUUAUGUGGUCAGUGUAUACAUUAA